Phalaenopsis equestris is the source of this 555-nucleotide messenger RNA. Its product is annotated as ribonuclease 1-like. Gene Ontology annotation, molecular function: ribonuclease T2 activity; RNA binding. Gene Ontology annotation, biological process: RNA catabolic process. NCBI's taxonomy places the organism in Eukaryota, Viridiplantae, Streptophyta, Magnoliopsida, Asparagales, Orchidaceae. Gene Ontology annotation, cellular component: extracellular region. The record is from RefSeq and is a predicted model, not a curated record.
GUUAAUGACCUGAUCGAUAGCUUAAGAAAAGAAUGGCCAACCCUAGCUUGCCCCAGCAGCGAUGGAACCCAUUUCUGGGAACAUGAAUGGGAGAAGCAUGGCACCUGCUCCGAGUCUGCCCUCAACCAACACGCCUACUUCCAAGCAGCACUCGAUCUCAAGAAGAAAAUCGACCUCCUCCAAAUUCUUAAUGAUGCAGGGAUAAAGCCUGACGGUGGAUAUUACAGUGUGAGCAGCAUCAAGGAUGCAAUAAAGCAAGCUACAGGUUUCACUCCAUGGAUAGAGUGCAAUGCGGAUGAAGGAAGGAACAGGCAACUGUAUCAAGUUUACAUGUGUGUGGAUACGUCUGCUACUAAUCUGAUUGAGUGCCCAGUCUUUCCAAGGGGGAAGUGCACGGCUCAAAUUGAGUUCCCUCCCUUCUAGACAUAUUUGCUCUUAAAAGUCCAUUCAGUAUCUUGAAUUUAGUUUUUUUUUAUUUAUAUUUUUGCAAGAUUCUCUAAAAAAUGAUGAAGUUUAUUUUCACUCAAGACGGGCGAAAACAUAAAAAUUAUUACA